ACUGUCUCAGCUAGGAAGUCUUAGCUGCUGGUGUGUGUGAGAGAGAGCAGGUGGACACAUGACAUUCACAGGAUUCUAUUCAGACAAUUUACAAGUGCUCACUUUCUUUUAAAUGCAGUGUGCAACACAAGCUUGAUCCAGAUGUAAGAAGACAGAAGCAAACAGUGUGUCUCUGGAAAUGCUGUUAAAGGACAAGGAAGUUUAUCACAUAAUAUCUAAAUGAGGAUUGACUUAUUUUACAAAUUAUUUUCCAAAGGACUUUGUUUUCUUCUGUGACAUGGGAUCUAAGAGAAAAUAAAAAAAACAACAGAAUAAAAACAAAAACAACAACACACAAAAGGAAGAAAAAAACCAUUUAGAAUAUAAUGUGAAAAUGAGCUGAGACAAUGAGCUGAAAGUGCUUUUUUUCCCCAAGACAUAAGAAAAUAAUCCUGCUUACUUUUGAAGGAAGGCAUUUGCAACACAAUCAGACAAUGAGCCCAGAAAACUGCUUUUUGCUUGACUUUGAAACAGACAACUUUCCCCUAGCCAGCACCUGUUUGAACCAAAGCACAAACCAUUCAUCUGAAGUUCCAUUUCAACCUGGAGUGAGCUAUGCCAUUGCUCCAGCCUAUGGGAUGCUCAUUCUGAUUGGACUUAUUGGGAAUAUAACACUCAUCAAGAUUUUUUGCACAGUGAAAUCCAUGAGAAAUGUCCCCAAUCUCUUUAUCUCCAGCCUGGCACUGGGAGAUAUUCUACUACUGGUGACCUGUGUCCCUGUGGAUGCCAGCAGAUACCUGGCAGAUAAAUGGAUCUUUGGCAGGGUGGGCUGCAAACUUAUUCCUUUUAUUCAGCUCACCUCUGUGGGGGUGUCUGUGUUCACCCUGACAGCCCUCUCUGCAGACAGGUACACGGCGAUAGUGAAACCCAUGGACAUUCAGACCAACAAUGCAUUAACCAGGAUCUGCAUCAAAGCUGCACUUAUUUGGAUAUUAUCCAUGACUCUUGCAAUCCCUGAAGCUGUAUUUUCAGACAUGCAUCAGUUUCAUGACAAGGAAAACAACAAAACGUUUGUCAGUUGCGCUCCAUACCCACAUUCUGAUGGGUUACAUCCAAGAAUCCAUUCAAUGACAUCCUUUCUGAUCUUCUACAUCAUCCCUCUGUCUAUCAUUUCAGUUUAUUAUUAUUUUAUUGCCAAAAAUUUGAUUCGAAGUGCAUAUAACAUGCCAGUUGAAGGAAAUGUACACGUCAGAAGACAGAUUGAAUCUCGCAAACGACUCGCUAAAACAGUGCUGGUGUUUGUUGGACUCUUCGCUUUCUGCUGGCUACCCACCCACGUAAUCUAUUUAUACCGUUCCUACUACUAUCCAGAAGUGGACACCUCGGCUCUGCACUACAUUGCUAGCAUUUGUGCAAGGUUCUUGGCUUUUACCAAUUCUUGCGUUAAUCCAUUUGCUCUCUACUUGCUCAGCAAGAGUUUUAGGAAACAGUUCAACAACCAGCUCUUCUGUUGCAGGCCUAGACUGAUUGUAAGAUCACAAAGCAUGGGUAGAAGUACCACCAGAAUGACUUCUCUGAAAAGUACUAACCAUUCUAUGGCCAGCUUCAGCCUAAUCAAUGGCAAACAUAUAUGCCACGAAGGUUGCGUAUAGACGCUAUUACUGAGAACAUAAUCCACCAUUUAAAAAAAAAAAAAGACAUUCCUAUAAUUGCACGUAAUGCAGAUAUUAAAUAUUUUAUUGAAUGAUUACUGUAAAUUCAGUUACUAUAAUGUUAUCUAGGAAAGGAUCCCAGUGCAAAGAAACAGUGUAAUAUAAUGUUUUAGCAUAUGUUGCUGCUAUUGAGAGUAACAAAUGUUUUAAUUGGUUGUGGGUAAGGGAAAUCCAUUAAGACUGCCAUGUGGUGGACAUUGUAUUGGAGGUGACGAUGGAGAAUUGCUUUCCGCAAAAUUCUGAAAAAACUUUGUAAGAUAUUUUAAACAUUUGUGAAAGGUAAUUUAUGUUUUGCUUGCAGUAACUAAGUUAUAGCAUUGUUUACUGGCUCUAAAUGGAGCCAAUUUUAAAUCUUUGAGUGCCAACGUGAUGACUGCAAUACUUUGAAGUAAACAAUCUAAUGACUUCAAAGAGUUGAGUUAUAACUUACCUAAUAAAAGUAAAAGCCAUGUGAAUAAAUAAAAUGUGAUUGAGAGCAGUUAAAAGGCAAUGUAC
Molecule: messenger RNA, 2186 nt
Organism: Pelobates fuscus (common spadefoot toad)
Lineage: Eukaryota; Metazoa; Chordata; Amphibia; Anura; Pelobatidae
Gene: GRPR
Product: gastrin releasing peptide receptor
Exons: 3
Coding region: 474-1631 (385 amino acids)
Biological process (GO): G protein-coupled receptor signaling pathway
Cellular component (GO): plasma membrane
Molecular function (GO): neuropeptide receptor activity
Source: RefSeq, a predicted model, not a curated record